This is a messenger RNA of Dermacentor silvarum, 3341 nucleotides long. RefSeq lists its product as uncharacterized. Lineage: Eukaryota; Metazoa; Arthropoda; Arachnida; Ixodida; Ixodidae. The coding region runs from base 146 to 2608 and encodes 820 amino acids. The record is from RefSeq and is a predicted model, not a curated record. The transcript is spliced from 11 exons.
UAUUCUGCCGCAGGUGGCAGCCAUGCGUUAGUUUUGUAGCAGUAGGCCCCAUCACUAAACCCUCGGAGCGCGCGCAAUCUGUACGAACAUUUACGGAUCCGCGUCGCAGUGAAGGUGGGCACAGCACAUCAUUAAAGUGCAGAAAAUGGCGAGCGCAUCGAGGCAGGUGCCACGUGGCAACAACGUUCUCACUCCCGAAUACAUGGCCUUGCUGAAGAGCCUGUGCAAGCUGCACAAGCCGGCUGACAACGAAAUUCCCCGGCUUUUCAAUGGCGUGUUCCGCCGUGCUCUGGGAAGCGGUAGAGCAAGGCCUUCUGCCAGGGCUGAAGCAGCAGCCGCGGCGGAGGCCGCCACGGCCGAAUCUCCGCCGACACCCCGUAGAACUGGGUCAACAUCCCGUGAUUCUCAGAAACGACGCGGCAAGUUCGGUCUAUUCUGUAAGGAUGGCGGAGGCGAAGACCCCGAUGAAGGUGACGAUGUCGGCUACCAACGUUCGUGCACGUGGCAACCCAAUAACCCCUGCUGGCUUUAUAACGAGCUCCAGCCGUGGAAUCUCCUGCUCGCCAAGGGCUGCUUCGAGCUGCGGGAGCACAAGUGUUACGAGUUGGCGCUCGUGGGUUUCGCCUGGUCCAUGUUCUACACGCCAGACAACGCCGAGAUCUUCCGGACUGCGCUGCUGACGCACUUGCUGCUGCGGCAGCACAGGUGCGUGACACACGUGAGUGUGGACUUGACGACCGCAGGAAAGCUUGAAUACAGAAUGUUCUGGCACGCCAUAGAGAAUAGCGCCGGUGGCGUCACCUUCAUCGACUUCAAGGACGUCAAGUAUCACCUGGACGACACGGAGGUACCAGUUCCGUGGGUUUUCGCAGUCUCUGCCGUCAGGACCCUUGCCUCUUUAAACCUCACUCGUGUAUUUUUCGACGAGGAUGCCGCCCUGACGCUUGCCCACUACUUGCAGGAUGCUACUGCACUGGUCAGUCUGUCGUUGACUGAUCUAAUGGUUGAUGAACGCGACGCCAGCAGCUUUCUGGAGUUCCUGGUUAGCAACAAGUCGAUCAAGAAAAUGUGCCUGCGUGAUGCCUUCCUCAAGGCUCGACGCGGUGAAGCCCUCGCGAACGUCGUCCGCAACCACACUGCCCUCGAAGAACUUGAGGUGCACGGGACGGGACUGACUUCACCGUCAGCCCUGCUGAAAGCGGCAGUGCAGAGUUCAAGCCUGAGGUGCCUGAACGUCUACUCCUGCCAGGCCAGCCUCAAAGAGAUCAACGAGAUGGUCAACGCCCUAACUCGACGCCCGCUUUCUCCGUCAAGUUCCGAGGAUUCGACGUCGGCACCACUUACGCCGACUAGCCGCCUGGAGAAACUGGGAUUCUUCUACUUCGCCGAGGGCGACGCUCUCUUGGAACGAGCUUACGCAUCCCUCAUCGGAGGUGUGCUGCUCAGUCUCACGUUGUCCUUCUGCCACCUGAAAGAGACGUUCGUCGCAGCUGCGGCACUGAAACUGCGCACUGAUAGCCGCCUUCAGAAGCUCGACGUGAGAAACAACGAAAUCGACAUAAAUGGGAUGUACACAUUGGUCAAGGCCAUGGAGGUGAACAACUGUCUGGAAACACUCGCCAUUACCUUUAUAAAGAGACCACCCACGCCUGACGUCCGCCGCCUCUUCGACCUUAUCAGGGACCGCCAACUCUCUGCUCGCCUCAAUAUCCAUUGGGAGAAACCCCGCGGGUGCGACUUUGCAGAGGGUGUCCUCUUGUGCCACGCCUCCUCCUCCAACAUGAACCUCGACUUCCGGAGCAAAGAGGACGCCGCUGCUCUCUUGGAUGCUCUGGCAUCCAGUCCCAGCACCCACGAUGCCACAAUAGAGUGCAAUUUUAUCGCAUCCGAACCUGUGAUUGAGAAGCUCACCGAAACCGUCGGCUCGACCAUGUACCUGAGGAAGUUGACGAUGACCAUCUAUGUACAAGAAUACCAUGCAGUCAACGUGAUUGAGAAACUCGAAGGCAACCGCACCAUCGAAGUUUUUGAACUCUCAAGGUUCCUCUACAAGAAAAAGCUCGUCAGAGCACUAGGCCAACUGGUCGAGCGCAACCGGGUGAUCAACCUGCUCACCGUUGUCGUCGAAGACAGCCGGGACAAGUACAACGAAGCGAUCACUAUCUGCAAUGCAAUAAAGGACGCCGUUCCUCGCAACCGCGUCCUCAUUGCCAUCGAUGUGCGGUGCUGUCACAUCAACCAUGCUACAAGCUUCGAAAUCAAGGAGGCUCUCCGGCGUAACAUUAUGUACGUCCACGAUGCCAUCCGCUUCGUUAACGGCUCCAGUCAAAGGAGCCACGCCCAGGCCUUCGAAGAACUGCAACACGCGUACUCCCUAAAGUAUGUGCUGUCCGAUAACUACGGCCUCAGCGAGGCAGCGGCGGUCGAGAAGAUUGCCGAAGCCCGCAAUCGGCUUGCGGCCGACUACCUCGUACUGACAGGCGUCGUCAGCGGUAGAGCAACCAGCGCAAGGGCCCGAGGGAGGUUGGCCAACCUGGGCCAUCUUGCCGGGGACGUUCUCGCACGCGUUUGCGGCUUUCUCAACCUCAAUGACGUGAGAAACAACUAAAGCGCGGUACUGGGACACUCUCGUCUGGCACUUGACUGCAUUAGCCCAUUAAUGUUAACGCAUUAGGAGCAUUCUCGCAUUGCAGCCCAUCACGGUGAAACAUGGGAUGAACUAAAUCUUCAGGUUGCGUUUUCAGUCUUCACUGGCCCUUCAGUGCGUCCGCUACAAUACGACGGGUGUUCUCCCUUAACGAGAAGCACCCUAGUCACCAACCUCCCUUCAUUGGGAACUUCAGUUUUUCGCUUGUUAUUUCUCUCCUUGUCAAGCAUUUACCGCCUGCGUUUUUGCACACGUGUGUAUUUUAAGUCUUCCACACGUGCUCUCGAAGCGCGCACUUCCUUAUUGUUGAUAUACAAGAGCGAGUUAGCACCUCUCCGCCGUCAUAGCUCGCAUAUGAAUCGUUUUACCUUCCAAAUACUCGCCUCACUGUUAUACCAAAAAUCUAAUCUUAUGCGUCCAUUUGUCGCUUUUUCUUCGAGGUGGUGCUUUUUUGCAUUUUUGUGAAGUAAUCGGACAUGUGAUGGGCCAUGUGCCUAACUGAUGGAGUAUGUUACGUUAACCUCUAUAGUGCGGUUGUUCUUAUUGGUCCAAAUCUGAUAGCGCUAAAGCACUUUUUUUUCAUACACUUGUUUUACAUUCUCUGUACUCAAACGUGAGAAUGCUUGUAAUUUGGACGCAACCUGUACUUGCGGCUCUAAUAAAAUUGAACUACAAGUAAAUUUUGUGGUUUAAG